UGGUCCUGAGCGCUCUGCAUCCCGGCAGCGGCAACAGCAUCCGGGUCUGGGAGGGGAGAAGAGCUGGCACACGCCAAGCACUGCAGCUGGUACCCAGCCCAGCUCCACCCCUCCUCCUCCUGCCAUUCCAGCCUCCUUCCCCCAGCCUCCACCCGCUUUGUUCUCCAUCCCUCCCCUCCUCCAUCUCCCCUCUGCUGCAAGGAGCAUCUUCCGCUCUCGCCGCUCCGAGGGCACCAGGUCUUGCAGCCACUGGCCUGCCCAGGAGCCCGUGCACAGCGCUUUGCAGCUAACUUCGUGCCCUCCAGGACGAGUCCCAGGCCAAGGCUCCUGUCCCCUACCGUGGAGGCUGAGCUGGGAUGCUGCUCUAGGGGUGCCCAUGGUUCUCACCCUGCUCGUCUCCAUCCAUAAACUGUGCCGUUUUUUUGCCAUGUCCAGUUCGGAGAGGGUGUCGGUGCCUGAGUACAUGAGCCAUGCGUGCUUGUGGCCCGGGGCGGGGGCUGCCUGCAACCACCGAGAAGUGUCCCCUGGGGUGAGCACGGAUGUCCAGGUCGCUCUGGAUCGGAUCCUCCCUUACCUGCACCUGGCCAUUUCCUCCAUGAAGCAGGCAGUCGACCCCGAGGAUCUCAGGAAGGGGAUCGCAGAGAUCUUCCAGCUGGUGGAGGAAGCCUGGGUGAUGCCCACCCUGGGGAGAGAUGUGGCCAAAGCUCUGUGUGAUGUGAUCCGCCUGGAGGGGGGCCUGGACCUGCUGCUGAACCUGCUCCAGGCAACAGAGCUGGAAACCAAGUGCCAGGCUAGCAAACUCCUGGAGCAGAUCCUGGUGGCAGAAAACAGGGACCGGAUUGCCCGGAUUGGGCUGGGGGUGAUCCUGAAUCUGACCAAGGAGCGAGACAGCCCCCAGGUGGCACGCAGCCUCUCAGGUAUCCUGGAGCACAUGUUCAAACACACUGAGGAGACCUGUUUCCAGCUCAUUUCUGACGGGGGCCUGGAUGCCAUCCUCUACUGGUGCCGCUGGACCGACCUCGUUGUACUGCGCCACUGCGCCAUGGCCCUGGCCAACUGCGCCAUGUACGGCGGGCAAGCCAACCAGCGGCUGAUGAUCGAGAAGAACACGGCAGAGUGGCUCUUCCCACUGGUGUUCUCCAAAGAUGACGAGCUGAUCCGCCUGCAUGCAUGCCUGGCCAUCACAGUGCUGGCCACCAACAAAGAGAUCGAGAAAGAGGUGGAGCGGUCGGGGACCUUGGCGCUGGUGGAGCCCUUCAUCGCCUCUCUGGACCCGGAGCGGUUUGCAUGCGACUUGCUGGACAGCAGUGACAAUAGUCAGGGAAGGACAGCAAAGGACCUGCAGCAUCUGGUGCCCUUGCUGGACAGCUCGCGGCUGGAGGCGCAGUGCAUCGCUCUCUUCUACCUGUGCAUAGAAGCCGCCAUCAAAGCCAGGCAGAAGAAAACCAAGAUUUUCAGUGAAAUUGGGGCUGCUCAGAGCCUGAAGAGGAUAGUGUGUUACUCCACCAACACCACCGCCUCGUCGCUGGCCAAGAAGGCGCUGCGCAUGAUGGGUGAGGAGGUGCCUCGACGGAUCCUGCCCACCGUCUCCAGCUGGAAACCCAUCGAGGUGCAGACGUGGCUGCAACAGACUGGAUUCGACAAAUACUGCCAGAGCUUCCUGGAGCAUGAGGUGGAUGGGGACUUGCUGCUGCGACUGACGGAGACGGAUCUGCGGGAAGAUCUGGGGAUGGCCUCUAGCAUCAUCCGGAAGAGGUUUUUCCGGGAGCUGACGGAGCUGAAGACAUAUGCAAAUUACUCCACCUGCGACCGCAGCAACCUGGCCGACUGGCUGGGCAGCGUUGACCCCAAGUUCCGCCAGUACACGUACAAUCUGGUGACUUGUGGCAUCGACCGCAACUUCCUGCACCGUGUGACGGAGGAGCAGCUGCAGGAGGACUGCCGCAUCAAUGUGGGCUUCCACCGCGUGCGCAUUCUCUCUGCCGCCAGGGAAAUGCUUCACUCUCCCCUGCCGUGCAGUGGCUGCAAAUCCACCUCUGAGGGGCCUGAUGUGUUUAUCAGCUACCGACGGAGCACUGGCUCCCAGCUGGCCAGCCUGCUGAAGGUCCAUCUGCAGCUGCAUGGCUUCAGCGUGUUCAUAGAUGUGGAGAAGCUGGAGGCGGGGAAGUUUGAGGACAAGCUGAUCCAGAGCGUGAUGAGCGCCCGCAACUUCGUGCUGGUUCUCUCGCCAAACACGCUGGAUAAGUGCAUGGGGGACCCUGACCGCAAGGACUGGGUGCACAAGGAGAUCGUGACGGCCCUGAGCUGUGGGAAGAACAUCAUCCCUGUGGCUGACCAUUUUGAGUGGCCUGAUCCCCAGGAUCUUCCCGAGGACAUGAGGGCUGUCCUGAAAUUUAACGGCAUCAAAUGGUCCCAUGAGUACCAGGAGGCCACAAUCGAGAAGAUUAUCCGCUUCCUCCAGGGCCGCUCAUCCCGGGAUUCUUCAGCUGGCUCAGAGAACAGCCUGGAGUGUGCAGCCCCUCUCGGGCAGACCUACAGCCAGGCAGGGCCACCCCAUAUCCUCUAGGGCAGUGUUGUUCAACCAGGGACCUGCUUGCUGCUUUCCUACACUGCAUCAGGGAGAUCUCAGGGCGUGGCGCCGGUCCUCAGCCCGGCAGCUGAGAAACACGGUGCUAGGCACUUCCCAGAAGCGCUCUCCCCAAGUGGGGUUAAAUCCUUCCUGUUAGAGCUUCCUGCUUCCAGGGCUGUGCCCUGGGCCUACCCCUGAGGGACCUGGACCACUUCCCUGGCUCAGACAGUGCAAGAGGAAGGGCCCUUGGCUGGGGCAGCAGCCGAAUAUCAACUCUCUAAUUACCCUCCCAUCCUCGAAUCCAGCCCCGGCACCAAAAGGGAUGUUCUCCCCUUAAGAGCAAAGAACACUUCCUAUCUGCCUCCUACAGCCUGAGCCUGUGGGGGCCAGACAAGAGGGCCCGUCCCAAUGCCCCCGGGGCAGGGAGACAGCUGUUCCCCUUCCCUCGCCAUGACACCCACUCGUCUGACUCCCCCAGCCUGCAGAGAAAGUGAUGGAGAACGCAGACCCCACCCAGAAAUGUUUGCAGGAAGGAGGGGAGGGGGAGGAAGGGGCAGUUGAGAGGAAGUGGCCCAUGCAUAAGGCUACGAUUUAGUCACAGGUAUUUUUAGUGAGUCAUGGACAGGUCAGAGACAAUAAAAGUCAUGGCCAGUGAUCUGUCCGUGACUUUUAUUAAAAACACCCGUGCCUAAAUCUUAGGUGCUGAGGGGGGCAGGGGUGCUCUGGCAGUCGCUGCUGCUCCUGGGGGUGGGAUCAGCCUGGGGCCCCACCGCCGCUCCUCCGGGCAGUGCCUGGGACCAGUUGCCUGGGGUCGCCUGAGCAGCGACCAGCGUGGCUGGUCCUAGGGACGCCCCAGCUGCUCGGGCGGCCCUGGGCUCAGCCGCACCAGCCGCUGCAGAAGUUACAGAGGUCCCAGAAAGUCAUGGACUCCGUCACCUCCGUGAAAGACUCGCACCCUUACCCACGAGCUGUGUAUUCACGAGGACUUCACAAGGAGCAUCACGCAGCUGGCACAGGCUGCCAUGUGGACUCCAGCUCCUGCACUUACACGCCCUGCUGGUGCUUGGGGACCAUUACCAAGGGCAGCAGCUCAGGGAGCGAGUGGCACCACAAAGUGCCAAUGGGCAGGAGAGGCCAAAUGAAAGCAAAGCCCUGGAGCAAUCCCCUUGUUUUAUGUCAGGUCCCUACAACCUGCCUAGGUGGAGACCUCCCCUCCCCCCAUCCCAAACAGCAGCUCCUGCCACCUCCUCGCGGCCUCUCUCCACAUGCUGCCCAGCCUGGGGAGCCCUUUGCUUCUAGCUCAGGUAGAAAUCUUUCCCGGGGGCCUUUGCAAAGUGCAUCUUGUUUUUAUCACCUGACGUCUCAGUUCUUGCCACUCUGGUGCCCUUGUAAAGCAUUGUCAGGCCCAUGUAUGCAGGGCACAAAGCUGCCCGGGGCCUGGAGCGCGCUGCUGGGCGCGGCGUGGAAGGACGUUAGCUGCUGCAUUGUACCUGUGGGAUCAUUAUACACCGGCAAGGCACUGGGCUGUGGCUGUGUUUUAUUCCUGCCGGCUCUGCUCUUCAUCCCAGAUUGGUCAUGGCUCCUGCUCCGCUCAGAGGGAGGGGUCUGCGUGAGCUUCCCUCCAGCUUAGGCUUUGUUGGCUCCAGCGUUAAGUGACAGGCCGUUAAGUGACAGGCCGUUUCCUCACCUCCCCCAUCCCGCUCACGAGCCCGAUCCUCUGCACAUUCAGAAUCGGCCAGCAGGGUAUUGGGGAUGGGAGCAGAGGCCAUUGCCAAGGCUGACGGGGGUUUCCUGGG
Molecule: messenger RNA, 4365 nt
Organism: Malaclemys terrapin pileata
Lineage: Eukaryota; Metazoa; Chordata; Testudines; Emydidae
Gene: SARM1
Product: sterile alpha and TIR motif containing 1
Exons: 9
Coding region: 377-2566 (729 amino acids)
Biological process (GO): response to axon injury; negative regulation of MyD88-independent toll-like receptor signaling pathway; signal transduction
Cellular component (GO): dendrite
Molecular function (GO): NAD+ nucleosidase activity; signaling adaptor activity; protein binding
Source: RefSeq, a predicted model, not a curated record